Molecule: messenger RNA, 3595 nt
Organism: Dioscorea cayenensis subsp. rotundata (Guinea yam)
Lineage: Eukaryota; Viridiplantae; Streptophyta; Magnoliopsida; Dioscoreales; Dioscoreaceae
Exons: 9
Coding region: 175-3450 (1091 amino acids)
Cellular component (GO): nuclear pore
Source: RefSeq, a predicted model, not a curated record
UUCUUCUGCUUUUGUUGGUUUGUGUGGGCUUUCAGAUAAAACUCCAUUUUCACCAAAUUUUUUCUUUUUUAUUUUUCAGAUUGAGCUCUUUGAAUCGAAUGUGCUUCUCCUAAGGCUUCUCUUUGGAUUCAAUCAGUGUACUUUCUGUACAUAUAGUUUGGGAGAAAUCCAGCCAUGGUUCUUGGAUUAAGAUCAAAGACCAGGAAAGGAACUUCAGUCCAGGUUGACUACAUUAUUCAGUUGCAGCAAAUCAAACCAUGGCCUCCAUCCAACUCUCUUCGAUCCCUCCGGUCCGUAGUGCUGCAGUGGGAGAACGGCGACAAGAGUUCAGGUUUUACCAAUCCGGUCGCCCCUUCCCUUGGUGAAGGGAAGAUAGAAUUCAAUGAGACAUUCAAGCUUCAAGUGUCAUUCUUGAAGGAAUCAUCCACCAAAGGCAAUGAUUCAUUUCAGAAGAAUGUGCUUGAACUGAAUUUGUAUGAACCGAGAAGGGAUAAGAGUAUGAAGGGGCAGCAUAUUGGAGGUGCGGCGGUGGACUUGGCGGAGCAUGGAAUUUUGAAGGAAACUGUGAGUGUUAGUGUUCCGGUGAGCUGUAAACGGAGCUUUAGGAACACUGCUCAGCCUAUUCUUUAUUUAAAGAUUCAACCGUUUGAGAAGGAUAGCUUGAGUUCUUCGUCUAGAGAUAGCUUGUCCAAGGAGUUAUCCUUGGAUAAGGAUGGAAGGGAGUCGGUUUCGGCUUUGAUGAAUGAAGAGUAUGCAGAGGAAGCUGAGAUUGCCUCUUUUACUGAUGAUGACAUCUCUUCGCAUUCUUCACUCAAUAUAUCCUCUUCAACCUUUGAAGCUAAUGCGGACAUGCCAAUUCAGAAUAGAUUAGGAGAACAACAAUUGCAUGAGAAUGGGUUAAAAGCAGUAGAGAAAUCACCACCAAACGAUAUAGCAACAGUGUCAUCUUCGGAGUCUGAGCCAUUACCAAAGGAUUCCAAGCCAUUGGCAGCUGAUUCUGCUCAUAGUUCUCAUUCGGUUGAUCAGAAUGGAAGAUUGCUUGAAUCAUCCUUGGAGAAUUUAUCAAAUGAACCUGUGAUUCUUGAGAAUUGUAAUUCUUCUUCAUCCAAUACUCAAAGUAUAAGUAUUGGCUCGGUAAACCCUGGCCCAAGCAUUUCUCUUAACUGUUCUUCUAUAGAGGAAGCAGAUGGAGCUAAUCACAUCGAGGAAGUACCUGAAAAGGAGGUAGUUUCUAAAAGUGAAGAUAAUGUUGCUGCAAGCACUAUAAAUAAAGAAAUUAGUUCUAGUGAAGUGAUUAACAGCGUUGAAUCUUCAGAAAUUGAAAUUCAGGUUGAAAAACAGGCCCUUGUUCCCAUUGCAGAACCUGUGAACAUUGAUAUGAAUCAAGAUGGAGCAAAUGAGGCUUCAAGCGAUCAUACUGCAAAUGAUAUCUCUGUCCUGGACAGUAAGCUGGUUGAGAGUGCACCAGAAGAUAUAACAGAGGAGCACUUUCCUGAUGUUCCUUCUGACAAUCUUUCUAUUGCAUCACCAGAGAAUGUGGAGCAUACUCCUGACAGUCAGCACCAAGAUAAACAAGAUAAUGGUAUUGAUAAGAUGUCAGAAUCUGAGACUGCCUCAUCGUUCCCAAGAAUUGUUGGUGAAAGGGAUUAUAGCACCUUGAGAAGUAGUAAUAGACUAAAGACUAUGAAGUUUUCUGUGAGAUCGCCACCGGAUACUCAGCGAAAUACCAUCUCUGCAAACAAUGAUCAGUAUGUGGAACAUGUAAAGGAAAUUGAUGUGCAAGAAAAUGUACAACGUGAUAGUUUAAACUUUGUUAUUGGUGAUGGGAAAGGUGACAAGAAAAUUGCAAAUGGGAAUUCAGAUAAAGAUGACUGUAAUGGAAAUGGAGCUGCAGAUGACAAAGUCCGAGAAUUAGAACAUAAAGUAGAGAUGCUCGAAAGGGAGCUGAGAGAAGCGGCGGCUAUUGAGAUAUCUGUUUAUUCUGUAGUAGCUGAGCAUGGGGGCUCACCCCAUAAGGUUCAUACUCCUGCUCGUCGCUUGUCAAGGCUAUACAUUCAUGCAUCUAGAAAAUGGUCGAGAGAAAGAAGGGCGAAUGCAGCAAAAUGUGCUGUCUCUGGACUGGUUUUGGCGGCAAAGUCUUGCGGAAAUGAUGUUCCAAGGUUGACUUUCUGGCUAUCAAAUUCAGUAAUGCUGCGAGCAAUUAUUGUUCAAGAAUUCAGGAACGAGGACCUCCUCAACUCUGCAAAUGUAAGGCACGAGGUGCACAAGAACAAGUCUCUUCUGCAGUGGGAAUCCACCUCCUGGAAGAAUGAAAAGUUUUCUGCUGCUAAAGAGGUUGAUGAGUGGGAAGUCCCUAGUACAUUCAUGUCGGCUUUAGAAAGGAUUGAGGCGUGGAUAUUUUCUCGAAUCAUUGAAUCCAUUUGGUGGCAGACGUUGACACCGCACAUGCAGCUACAAACCGAAUGUGGGAAACAAAAGACGGGCUCAAACUUAAAGAACUACAGAAAGCAAUCUAGUUUGGGGGAUCAACAACAAGCAAAUAUAUCAAUUGAAAUUUGGAAGAAAGCUUUUGAGGAUGCUUGUGAGAGGCUUUGCCCUGUCAGGGCUGCAGGGCAUGAAUGUGGCUGUUUACCUAAGCUAGCUAAAUUGGUCAUGGAACAGUGUGUGGCGAGGCUUGACGUGGCUAUGUUUAACGCCAUUCUACGUGAAUCAGAAGAUGAAAUCCCUACAGACCCUGUGUCUGAUCCUAUCAGUGACUCUAAGGUUCUUCCUGUUCCGCCGGGAAAAUUGAGCUUUGGUGCUGGUGCUCAGUUAAAAAAUGCUAUUGGCAACUGGUCUAGAUGGCUGACAGACCUGUUUGACAUGGAUAUGGAUGAUUCCCCUGACAAUGAGAAUGAACAAGACGAUGACCGUUUGGAUGUUGCAGCAUCCUUAAAAUCAUUCCACCUCUUGAAUGCGUUGAGCGAUCUCUUAAUGCUCCCGAAGGACAUGCUCUUGGAAAGUUCGAUCAGAAAGGAGGUUUGCCCAACGUUCAGUGCAUCAAUGAUCAAGCGAAUUCUAGACAACUUCCUACCGGAUGAGUUUUGUCCUGAUCCAAUCCCAGACAUGGUGUUUGAGUCCCUGGACUCUGAGGAUCCUCUAGAGACUAGUGAUGAGGGAAUAAACAGCUUUCCGUGUGAUGCAUCCCCUGUCACAUACUCUCCACCUUCAGUCACUUUGGUUCAGAGCAUCAUCGGAGAUCCUAGGUUGGCUUCUCUUUCACGAAGCGGAUCAUCGGUGGUUCGAAAAUGCCACACAAGCGACGAUGAGCUCGAAGAACUGGAAUCACCCUUAACAUCAAUCAUCAUUGAAAAUUCCUCGAAUACGAUCACCAAAUCAAAGGAAUAUAGAGGUCCAAGUGCUGCUAGAUAUCAACUGCUGCAUGAAGUCUGGAGAGAUGGUGAAUACUGAAUAUAGGCUGUGUAUGAGUCCUGUUAACAUUUGAAAUAAGAGGGUGAGAGGUUUUUUUUCUUUUUUUUGUAUAUAAGCCUACGAAAUUUUACAAACUGAAUAUUUUGUUCUUGAAUCAUAAGUGUGGAUGGAAUGUUUAUGAGAA